Molecule: messenger RNA, 879 nt
Organism: Parastagonospora nodorum SN15
Lineage: Eukaryota; Fungi; Ascomycota; Dothideomycetes; Pleosporales; Phaeosphaeriaceae
Exons: 4
Coding region: 1-879 (292 amino acids)
Biological process (GO): peptidyl-lysine dimethylation
Molecular function (GO): protein-lysine N-methyltransferase activity
Source: RefSeq, a predicted model, not a curated record
AUGCUGCUCCCCUCCCUGAUAUCCCUCCGCCACCUACCCACGCACAUCCCCACACCCGAAGACAUCUUCGACUGCACACUCGGCACCCUCUUCACCGACGACCUACAAACCCAGCACGGCACCGAACACCGACACAACUAUCAAUUCCUUACCGCAGAUCCAAACAAUGAAGAACAGAGGCGCAAGUUUGCGCACUACUUGUGGAAUGCGGGCGUCCUGCUGGGCGAAUUGGUUGGUGGGCGACCGGAGAGCGAAUGUGCAGAGCGCGAGGAGAAUCUGGGAGAGGGCGGGUGGUGGGUUAGUGAGGAGGAGGGGGAGUGUUGGAGUGUGGAGGGAGAGAGGGUGCUGGAGUUGGGUGCAGGCGUAGGAAUAGGUGGGGUUGUAAGCGCGCUGGCGGGUGCGAAAGAGGUCGCUAUCACAGACUAUCCCGCACCGCCUAUCUUGUCCGCUAUCAAGACCAACGUAUCGAAAAACCUACCUGAGGCCGUACGGUCACGCAUCACCGUCGAGGGACAUCUCUGGGGCUCAACGGAGACACCCUUCGAGAUGGAGCACGCACACAGCUACACGCGUAUACUGGCUGCAGAUUGUCUCUGGAUGCCGGGGGAGCACGAGAAUCUUGCGAAGUCGAUGCUGCACUUCCUCUCCGAAGGACCAAGCGCGCGUGUCUUGUGUAUAGCGGGGUUCCAUACCGGCCGCGCAAAAGUCGCCACAUUCUUCGAGGAGGUAGUACCGCAGCAGCGUCUUGCGGUGGAGGACAUAUUUGAGAUGAAGGCGGACGGCUCGCGGCGAGCUUGGGCGAAGGAGCGGGAUGGUGGGCGCGAAGACGUCGGCGAGCGGAAGAAGUGGCUGGUGGUUGCGCGAUUGAAGCGCGCAUGA